ACUAAAUUUUUCUACCUAGCUCAUGACUGAAUGUUCUUACGUGUUAUAAAACUUAAAAUUUUUGUAUGAAAUGUACUAUCCAAGGUAUGUUUUUUCAAACUAAAUCUAAUCCACAACAGAUCAGAUGUUAACUACCGUUUGAUUUGUAUUAAAUCAUUAAACAACACAGAUUUAUAACAAAAACAAAGAAUGAACGAAGAAAUAGACGUUAAAGUAACUCCAGAGGAAAGGCCUUUGUGGCCUCCUCUUGAACAUAGUGCAGUUCAGAUACCUCCUCAACAUAUGCCAAUUCCUUCUCCUCAAGGAGCACCUCUAAGCCACGGCGUAGAGUAUGAGCUUCCCUUUGAAUUACAGCAACAAGGGUGGAAAAAAUUUUGGUCCAAGAGAGAAAACCGCCCUUAUUUUUGGAAUAAAUUGACUGGAGAAAGUUUAUGGGAAAUGCCUAUGGUUAAACCGCAGCCACAUUUUGAUCCUAUAACCGAUCCGCUUGGCAUUUGUGCUCCACCUCCCCCUGCACCUGUUAUUCCUGUUGUUCAUAUGCCUAAUACCUCUGUUCCCGUUCCCGUAGCCAAACGAAGAGCUUCUGAAGAAAUAGGCGGACCACAAGUUAAAAAGUUCGUGUUAGCGGGACCCUGGGACUUAGAUGUUCCGACGAAUGUGAUUAUACUUGAACGAGCUCCAUGUUCAUAUAUGCAUUCUCAUCCGGAAGUCGAAGCUUAUCGAUGUAGUUUGCUUGCCAAACUGAGACAGUGCUAUCAGGAAUUAUGUCAUUCUAGAGAAUCAAUCGAUGCACCUAAGGACUCCUUUAAUAGGUGGCUUAUGGAAAGGAAAGUUAUCGAUACAGGCUAUGACCCUCUUUUACCAAGCAACUGUUAUCCUGAAGUCUCAUUAUCGAUGUACAAGGAAAUAAUGAAUGAUAUACCUAUAAAAUUAGUUAGACCAAAAUUUACUGGAGAUGCCAGGAAACAGUUAUCAAGAUAUGCAGAGGCAGCUAAAAAGAUUAUGGAAUCUCGAAACGCAGAGGCUGAAAGUAGGAAAGUUGUAAAAUGGAACGUCGACGAGACAUUCCAGUGGUUGAGGAAAACUGUAGGGGCGACAUAUGACGACUUUCAAGAUAGGCUGGCCCAUCUGAAACAGCAGUGUCAGCCCCAUCUUACGGAAACCGUAAAAGCAUCUGUUGAAGGAAUCUGUUUAAAAAUAUAUAAUCUGUCAGUAGAAUAUGCAAAGAAGGUAAAAGAGAAAUCCAACGCUAUAUUAAAAGAACACGGAAUGGAGUUACCCCCGCCAAUGUCAAUGCACACCACACGAAAAGUGUGGUGUUAUCCCGUUCAGUUUGCCAUUGGCUGUCCAAGACUGCCAGUCGUUGAAUAUCUGCCCGACAGGGAUCAAGCUUUGCUUAGAUUUCAGGGAGAUACCCUUGUUAUUAAUAGUACACACUUGCAGAAAUUGGAACAUUUAUACAGGCAUAGCUGCUUCGAUGAUAGGAAAUUUGAACUUUUCAUACCCAGGGUCUGGGUCAUGCUGAAGAGGUACGCCACCUUCCUGGGAUUAAACCCGUCAUCGAAUAAUGCAAAUUCAGACGUUCAGGACACUCAACAAUCCCUUCCAGUCACGGUAUUCGAAUGUCUCAAUCGAACUUUCGGUGUUACAUUCGAAUGCUUUGCCUCACCACUGAAUUGCUACUUCAAACAAUUUUGUUCCGCAUUUGCGGAUUGUGAUUCAUAUUUUGGAAGUAGGGGGUCUUUUUUACAAUUGAAAGCCGUGUCGGGUUCUUUCGAGGCCCAUCCGCCUUACAGUGAGGAAUUGAUGGAAGCUUCCGUGAAUCACAUGGAACGAUUGCUUGGCGACAGCCCGGAACCUCUUAGUUUUGUAGUUCUUAUGCCCGAUUAUAGAGAACCUACACCCAGCGCACUUGAACGGCUCGAAUCGAGUCAAUUUAAAAGGAAACAAGUGACUAUACCUGCCUUUGAACAUGAAUUUCGACACGGAUUUCAGCACGUUUUAAAUAAAUCAGAGCUAAACGUUCGAUCAGUGCACGGCACGGUUAUCGUUUGGCUGCAGAACAGUGCUGGCCACCAAAGGUGGGAGCCCUCCGAGGACAGGGUCCAGGCGCUCUUGGAGGCCUUCAGGCCCGGGAGGGAGAGAGAGCGUGACAGACAGGAACUACUGAGUCCGACGAGGCAAGGCAGCACAUCUGACAGCAAGGAUGUGCUUGUACAUUAAUAUGUUCGGUUCAUAUUGAACUCGAAAUAUCUGACUGCGAUCACUUUUUAUUUAUACGUUAUUGUAGUAACCCUGUUGCGAUCUGAGAAUGAAAUUGAAUUUACCGCAUUUACAAUUUCAUUUCUUUAUGUAUAAGGAAUUCAGUCGUGGUUAAAUGACAACAAAAAGACGCUUAAGAAAUUAGAAAUAUUGUGAUGCUAAAUUUUUUAUUUUAGUAUCGGUACUAAAAAACAUAUCAGUUUAGUCAAAAAAAAAAAAGCGGCUUUGUAGCAAGUGUCGUGUUUCGCAUGUUGUAAAUUUUUGAAGGUCAUUUUGUAAUAAUUUAUUUUGAUAUUGUGAUUCUUCUCGAAUUGGUGCGAAACACAUUUAAAGAAAGACACUGAAAUUCAGCUUGUUUUAUUGAGAAUGAGAGAUUCUUGAAGAAGAAAGAUGGAAAGAUUUGAAAAAAAUCUUUGAAUUCUAGUGAUAUUUCAAGAACUGUUCAUCAAUCAAAUUGAAAAUUUCAGCAGUUAUGCAUUUCAAAUAAAUAUCAUUGGUAGAGAACGCUAGUUACAUCUUACUGGUGGAACAAAUCUAACCUGAACAUUUCGUUUUUUGACAUAUUGGAAAUUCAAACAAAAAAAUAUGUAACCACUAAUGUUUAUUAAAAUUUUUUUACUAGCUCACAGUAAAAAAAAAACAAUGAUUACACAACCCCACAAAAAAAAAAAAUUCUGUGCAUUGAACUAGACCACUAUAUCCUUAUGUUUUCGAGGUUGCUGAGUCCAAAUUCGAGAUCCGUUUGACCUUGUCAGGUCAUGUUAAUGGUCAUUUCAAUGUCAAACCGAGAAAAAUCCCCUAUUGUGGCAACCAUGAUUAUUAUAAGCUUUUGGGGUCGCUGAGUCCGAAUCCGAGGUUCGUUUGACCUUGUCAGGCCAGGUUAAAGGUCAUUUCAAGGUCAAACCGAAAAAAUCCCCUAUGGUGGAGGCAUACAUGAUUAUUAUAUGUUUUUGGGGACGCUGAGUCCGAAUCCGAGGUUUGUUUGACCUUGUCAGGUUGUCGUCAGUGUCUUCUGAGUUUCGUCUGCUGUUCUGGCAAUGUCAGCGUCAAAGAAUAAAAGUGUUUUUAUUACUCAUAAGGGAUAAGUCCUAUCUUUUCACAUAUUCUUUAGGUCGGUAAAUAGCAGUUUGCUUACUCUAUUUGCGUGCGGUAAUUACACUUAUCGCCGGUGAAUUGACAAUAAAACACGAAAAAUUUAAAUACGCACUCGAAAAUAUUAUUUUUAAAAAGACAUUUAAAUGACAGUUAUUUAUGUCAAUCUAAACUGAAUAAAAGUCUGUGGACCCUACCGGGGCUUCGCCCCUGGACCAUAAGAUUGCACCGCAUUCGUAGUAAAAAAUAGUAUGUGCAAUUCGUGCGGUUGUCUACUGCCCACUUGACCGGAUGAGCGCACUUAAUGCACAAUAUACUAUUUCUUUUUUUAAAUAAAGUGUAAUUAUCGCCUUAAAAAACAUGACCGUUGAAGUUUUCAGCUUAAUUGAUGAAACGGUUGUCGAAACAUCAAAGUUUUUAUUAAACCCUGGCAUCGUGUGGAUUGAAAAAGAGCGACAUUUCGUUAAAGCAUAUUUGACUAAACGUAAAAUAUGCCAUCAAAUUUUAGUAUAAUAUACAAGGAAAGUUUGAAAUAUGAAAAUUUCCUACAAAUUAUUGUUGCACAUACUUAACUGAUCAUGGUAUGAAAACGUGAUAAUAAGGGAUGUAGAAUUAUUUUGUAAUAUGCUAUUGUUACCGAUUUAAAGUUUAUAAAAAAUCUAAUUUUUAACAUUUAAUUGUUCUAAAAUAAGUAAUAUAUUUUUAGAGAUUUUUCUAAUAUUGUUGGAAGGAACAAAAAUUGUGGAUAACUAAGGACAAUGAUAAAAACGUACUAUACCUAAAUUUCCUUAAUCAUUAUUCAUUGGUUAAACUCUGUUAGAAAAAAAUGAGAUAUGAAGAGACCCAUUAUAUUUAAUUUGUACAACAUGUAAACGAUCAAUUAAAACUGUGCAAUAUUCAUUUCUUUAACUUAAUUUUUUCCAGUCCAUAAUAUUUUUUUUUAGUAGUGAACAUUUAUUUAAAAAAAAAAUCAAUUAUGGAUAUUUGUAUUUUGAAUUUACCAAACCAUCAAGUUUGAUUAUGGUUCAAUUUGUAAUUUAAAAUUUUGGGCUUGUUUACAAAUAUUAAAAUAAAAAUAAUGUUAAUGUGACCUUUAAUGAAGUGAUUAAUUUAAAAAAAUUGUCAUCAUCCCUUUUUCUGCGAAAUUGUAUAAAGGUAAAUCGUGUUAAAGUUUUCGUCAGAAGGUGGGCAAGUUAUAAUAGUGUGAUACUUCAAUUUUCAAUAUGUACCCACACCUGGAAAGGCAUUAUCGGCUAAUGGCAUCGACUGGCGAAGUCUAACACAUCAGGUUGGCCAACUUGGUCUAUGAAUGAUUAGAUUUACAAAUACAUAGCUCUUCAUUUUCACUUUGAAUUAGUGGUCAAAUAUUUUAGAUUUGAUGCGACCUGUAAUUAUAGCUAGUACAAAAUACUCCGACAAAUUAAAAAAAUAUUGUAUUGUACGAUAGCAAGUAAAAAAUCUUGCCAUAACGACAAAUGUCCGCAGCACAUCAGUUCGGCCAAAAUGUGUCUUCCUUUGUGGGUACCUAAUGCAUCCUGAUGAAAUUGAAGACUAGUAUCUUUUUUUGUUUAAUUUCUUAAAUACUUCGUUAUUGAUGGCAAAGUAUAAUUAAAGAAUAUAUUGUAGCUCAUUUAAAGGUAGGUAGUCACCGUGUGACAAGUAACUGAAAAAUAUAGUGUUCAUGUUUAAAAAAAAAUGUAAUUAAUGUUAUAUUGAAUAGUAUGCAGUUCAUAAUACAACAUUUCACUAAAUAUGUUACUAAUUGAAAAUAUUUCUAAUUUUUUAAGCAUUUGUUAAAGAUCUUGU
Molecule: messenger RNA, 5160 nt
Organism: Anoplophora glabripennis (Asian longhorned beetle)
Lineage: Eukaryota; Metazoa; Arthropoda; Insecta; Coleoptera; Cerambycidae
Gene: Pcif1
Product: phosphorylated CTD-interacting factor 1
Exons: 6
Coding region: 190-2223 (677 amino acids)
Cellular component (GO): nucleus
Molecular function (GO): mRNA (2'-O-methyladenosine-N6-)-methyltransferase activity; RNA polymerase II C-terminal domain binding
Source: RefSeq, a predicted model, not a curated record